AUGGCAUUCAAGGAUUGGGGCAUCAGCCCCAUGCUGAUGUUCUCUGUUGGCGUCUUGGUCUUGUCGGCUUUUAAUUAUGGCUUCAGUGACCAAGCUUUCUCCACAGGUCAGGCUAUGGACUCUUUUGAGCACCAGUUUGGUUAUUAUGAUGCGGCGAAGGACAAGUGGGCGUUGAAGCCACUUUUCAAGUCUCUCUAUAAUAGUUGCAAGGCUGGUGGACAGAUUAUUGGUGUCUUUUUCGGUGGCUAUGUGAGCAACACCUAUGGACGUCGGAUGUGUGUCUUUAUUAUGAGUAUAUAUGCACUCGGUAGUACAUCUGUCGUGGUUAGCUCUUCGACAGAAGCUCAGAUUCAAAUUGGCAGAGCCUUACAUUAUAUCUAUCUCGGUAUGCAGAUGGCCGUCAUUCCCACCGCUCUUAGUGAGCUCGCACCCGCCAAAUUUCGUGGUGGAAUGGGAGUCCUUUACUGGUUGAGCAUCAAGUGCGGCGGCCUUCUCGUGACAGGCAUUGCCCGCGGAACUGAAAAUAUCACAUCCAACGCCGCAUGGAGAAUCCCCUUCGGUCUUAUCCUCGUCAUUCCCUCCAUAAUCUGCUGUGCAGUCUGGUUCACCGUUGAGCCGCCGAGAUGGUUUCUCCUCCGCGAUCGUCCGGAAGAAGCAUUCCAAGCUCUCAGACGCCUCAAACCAAACAUGCCCGAUGAGGAGCUCCGUCAGGAGUUUGACAUUCUUUCCUACAGGGUUUCUCAGCAGCUUCAGAAGCGCAGUUUCAAAGACCUGUUCACCAAGGAGAACCGCCAGCGCACUUUCGUCGUCGCUGCUUGUAACUUUUUCCAGCAAGCGACCGGUCAAGCGUUUGCGUCGCAGUACGGUACUCUCUUCGUGAAACAGCUGAACACCAUCAACCCAUUCAGCGUCACACUAGGUACCAAUGCGGUUGAUAUUGGAGCAAUCAUCAUUUCGGCCCUGCUCAUUGAUCAAGUCGGGCGCAGAAUAAUGUUUUCUGUCAGCUCGACCAUGCAAACAGUCUUCCUAAUGACAAUGGGUGGCCUUGGAACCGCCGAUUCAAGCAACAUCGACGCCAAAAAGGGAAUCGUGGCUAUGUUGCUUCUAUAUAGCUUCAGUUGGUCCCUCGGAUGGGCACCCCUCACCUACGUGAUCGGUGCAGAGCUUCCUUCGGCGCCUUUGCGAGAGAUGACGCUGCAAAUCGCUUAUACCCUCAAAUUGGUUACUGAAUUUGCUGUGACUUUCUCCUACCCGUACAUGGAAACUGCCGACACACCUGGCCAUGUCUAUUUGGGCGGUAAGCUCGGGUUUAUCUACGGCUCUAUCUCGUUUUUGGCUAUCAUCUUUGGGUUCUUGUUCAUUCCUGAGACUAAGCGCAUGGAAUUGGAGGAUAUUGAUAAGCAGUUUUCUGUUCCUUCGAAAGAUGAUCUCAAAAUUGCUGAGAAUCAGGCCUAUGAGGAGGAGACUACCAUCAGCGAGGUACCUAAAUAG
This is a messenger RNA of Penicillium atrosanguineum, 1491 nucleotides long. RefSeq lists its product as uncharacterized. Gene Ontology annotation, biological process: transmembrane transport; carbohydrate transport. The coding region runs from base 1 to 1491 and encodes 496 amino acids. Gene Ontology annotation, cellular component: membrane. The transcript has 5 exons. Gene Ontology annotation, molecular function: carbohydrate:proton symporter activity. NCBI's taxonomy places the organism in Eukaryota, Fungi, Ascomycota, Eurotiomycetes, Eurotiales, Aspergillaceae. The record is from RefSeq and is a predicted model, not a curated record.